Messenger RNA from Xenopus tropicalis (tropical clawed frog), 4299 nucleotides. It is a transcript of the gene ralbp1, whose product is annotated as ralA binding protein 1. Gene Ontology annotation, cellular component: mitochondrion; spindle pole; nucleus. The transcript is spliced from 10 exons. Gene Ontology annotation, molecular function: ABC-type glutathione S-conjugate transporter activity; ABC-type xenobiotic transporter activity; GTPase activator activity. Bases 292 to 2313 code for a protein of 673 amino acids. The record is from RefSeq and is a predicted model, not a curated record. Gene Ontology annotation, biological process: signal transduction; transmembrane transport; small GTPase-mediated signal transduction. NCBI's taxonomy places the organism in Eukaryota, Metazoa, Chordata, Amphibia, Anura, Pipidae.
UUCAGUACGCCCCUUCGGUGCGUGACAGCAGCGCCCUUUCCUUUUACGCUUUUGCCAGUCCCAACAUGGCCGCCUGGUUCACGUCGUUCUGACGCGCCUCUCAGGUUUCGGAGUCAUUGUGCUGUUUCCUGCCCCGCACUGAGCUGAGGAGGAAGAGGAAGCGAGGCGCAUAGUGACAGAGGGGGUGGACACAGGUGAGCGGAGAUUUGUUUCGUCUGUACCGAAAUAGUCAUAUGCCAUGGACAGGUAACAGAGACUUGGGCUUAGUAACUAAGAAAGGGUGUCAGCAGAAUGACAGAGUGCUUUCUGCCUCCGGCCAGUAGCCCAAGUGAACAUCGCCGGGCUGAACAUGGUAGCGGUUUGGCAAGAACCCCCAGUUCAGAGGAGAUCAGCCCCACAAAAUUCCCUGGACUGUACCGCACUGGUGAGCCCUCGCCUCCUCACGACAUCCCUUAUGAGCCCCCAGACAUUGUGUCCGAAGAUGAGAAAGACCAUGGCAAGAAGAAAGGAAAAUUCAAGAAAAAGGAAAAGAGGACGGAGGGGUAUGCUGCAUUUCAAGAGGACAGUUCUGGGGAUGAAGCUGAAAGCCCAUCAAAAAUGAAGAGAUCUAAGGGAAUCCAUGUAUUCAAGAAGCCCAGUUUUUCCAAGAAGAAAGAGAAAGAUUUCAAAAUAAAGGAGAAACCAAAAGAAGACAAGCACAAGGAAGAUAAGCACAAAGAAAAGAAGUCCAAGGACCUGACUGCAGCAGAUGUAGUCAAACAGUGGAAAGAGAAGAAGAAAAAAAAGAAGCCCACUCCUGAGCCUGAGUCUCUCCCUGUGGAUAUCCCCAGGCUGAGGCCUAUGUUUGGCAUUCCUCUGGUUGAAGCUGCAGAGCGCACCAUGAUGUAUGAUGGGAUAAGGUUACCAGCAGUAUUUAGGGAAUGCAUUGACUACAUAGAGCAACAUGGGAUGAAAUGUGAAGGCAUCUACAGAGUGUCUGGAAUAAAGUCGAAGGUGGAUGAGCUAAAGGCAGCUUAUGACAGAGGGGAGUCUCCAAACCUGGAGGAUUAUGAGCCAUACACAGUGGCAAGUUUAUUAAAGCAAUACCUGCGGGAGCUACCAGAAAAUGUGCUGACCAAAGAUCUAAUGCCACGGUUUGAGGAGGCGUGUGGCAAAAGUACAGAAGGGGAGAGGCUGCAGGAGUGUCAGCGCUUAUUGAAGGAACUGCCAGAAUGCAACUUCUGCCUGACUUCAUGGCUAAUAGUGCACAUGGACCAUGUCAUAGAGAAGGAACUUGAAACAAAAAUGAACAUACAGAACAUUUCUAUUGUGCUGAGCCCUACUGUUCAGAUUAGUAACCGUGUCCUGUAUGUGUUUUUUACACACGUCCAAGAGCUCUUUGGCGGAAUCCAGAUAAAGCGAGUGAUUAAGCCUUUGCGCUGGUCUAACAUGGCAACCAUGCCGACAUUGCCUGAAACACAGGAAACAAUCAAGGAGGAAAUUCGGCGGCAGGAGUUUCUUUUAAACUGUUUACACCGGGAACUUCAGGCUGGAAUAAAGGACCUGUCCAAAGAAGAGCGGCUCUGGGAGGUGCAGAGGAUUCUGACUGCGCUGAAAAGGAAGCUCAGAGAAGCAAAAAGACAGGACUGUGAAACAAAGAUUGCACAGGAAAUUGCCAGCCUCUCCAAAGAGGAUGUUUCAAAAGAAGAAAUGACAGAAAAUGAAGAAGAGGUUCUCAAUAUACUACUUGCACAGGAGAAUGAGAUUCUGACAGAGCAGGAGGAACUUGUGGCAAUGGAGCAGUACCUUCGUAGACAAAUUGCUACAGAAAAAGAAGAAAUAGAGCGCCUCAGAGCAGAAAUUUCUGAAAUUCAAAGCCGCCAACAACAACACGGUCGAAGUGAAACAGAAGAGUAUUCCUCAGAGAGUGAGAGUGAAAGUGAGGAUGAAGAUGAACUACAAUACAUUUUAGAAGAUCUGCAGAGGCAGAAUGAAGAGCUGGAGGAACACUGGGAUACAAGCCAGGAUCUCUGCUGGGUUCUUAGACUUACGUUCUGUCUCUUUCAUCAGAUCAAGAAUAAUCAUUUAAACCAGGCAAUUCAUGAGGAAAGAGAGGCCAUCAUUGAGUUGCGGGUGCAGCUCCGGUUGUUACAGAUGCAGCGUGUGAAAUGUGAGCAGCUGCAGGAGGAAGAAGAGCUUGGGAAACACAGUGUCCGAUCCCAGCUGCCGAGAGACAACCUCCCCGAAACAAAAGCCCCAAAAGAUCAGCCAAAAGCAUUGAAGGAGCAGAUGAGACCAUCGCCAAAUAAAGACUGGAAAGAAACUCUCAUCUGAGAAUAACCCCCCCCCCCCCAUGACAUAAAGACAUUUCUCCUUACUAACCCAUUGAAUUCCUUACUGUGCUUUGCAACACUUGUGCCCUUGUUUGUGGGGAGGCUUUCAUACACAACAUGUCCUCCACCCCUGCCUGGGCUUAGGUUCCUACUAAACUGAACACAUAAUGAAUACAAACAUUCUAGGGCAGCGGUGGGGAACAAAAGGGGAGUAUCUAUUUUCCUUAAGGAGAACUUGUAUCUAGUGUAUCUAUACUCACUGGGCCAUGUGGUUAUGAAAAUAAAAUUGCUUUGUUUUUACUAUUACUGAUUUUAUAUACUGUUUUAUGGGCUCAACAAACAAGGCAACGGUUAUUUAUUCAGGGCGGGCAACCUAAGGGAUUUUUUUUAUUUGAAUCUUUCCUUUUUUAUUCUAAAAGCAGGGACCUUGCAGCUGUGAGUGCAGCAUCUCAAGACUACUAUUAAUUUAUACUCACAUUUUGGCCUCUCGGCUGCCAUUUUCUUGGUCUGGUGACUCCCCACUGUUUUAUGUACAGCUGGCACUGAGCUAGUGUUUGGGAAACCUUGCAACACCAGCAAACCAGUUCUUUUCCUUUGUGCUAGCAUCCUUUUGUAUGGGGAAUAAACAAACAUUUUGUUUUCAUGCUCACAUAUUCUAUGACAGAGUAUUAAGAGUGAGUUCUCCUUAAGGCAUAGUCUGAUAUUGCAAACACCCUGCUAUCAGACUGGUUCUGCUACAACAGAAGCGUGUUGACCCCCUCAUCCCCUUUCAGUGUGUGGAAGCGGCAGCUAGGCUUGCUAUGGAUUCGGGGGAAAUGCGUUUUCAGCUUUGAUACUGCAAAAUCAUUUGCUUCAGUCACCUGCGUUCCUCUGCAGGUUUAUUCAUCUCAUAGGGGCUGAUUCACUGAGAAACAUGUUGCAUUGCACCAGUGCAUCUGCCUGUGGCAACCAGUCAGAUAUUUGCUUUCAUUUUCUAACUGCUAGUAGCCUGAUCUAAACUAACUGCUGACUGGUCGCUAUGGACAACUGCACUAUGUUCAUAACUGAGCCCUCUGCCGACAAGAUGUAAAUGUGAAAAAGAAAGCUUAAACAAGCACUAUGACCUGUGAAUCCCUUUGUAAGGUGAAUGUGGUCGCCCAGGGUCAAAGUAGUCGCUCUUGUGUCAUCGGGCACAGAAGGCUGCUCUGCGUGGCACAAUAUACAGCAAUAGGUCUCUACAAAUCACUUUGUACGGACAACCUCUCCUUGUUUCUAUAGCUGAAAAUCUUCUUGACAUACUUGGUUAUAGAGCGGUGCAGCCUAGAACAUUUUUUAAGUGAGUACAGUGUUAGUAUGAGGGGUAAUCAGUGUUAUGUUGUGUAUGGAAGGCACGAGGCAAGAAUCCCUGUCCAUUCAACUGUUUCCUAAGAUGUUUUGUCUUGAAACAAAAUUCUCACUCUUUUCCUCUCAUUACUGUUUGUUGAAGAUCUUGCAUUUCCAGCCUCAGGUACUGGUGACUAUGAUGGCCUAAAUCCAUGCCAGUGUUUCCAUUGGAUGAAUAAAUGGCACUAUGACAAGCAAUGCAGUGGUUGUAGGAACAUUCAAUUUAUUGUAGCACCUUUACUGAGCUUCUAAAUUAAAGGAAUGAUAUUGUUCUGUAUUUAUAUCAACACUGAAAGGGUAAUAGUAUUUAACCCUAAUAACUGGAAUGCAACGUUCUAAGGAACAGAUCUCCCUAUUCAAGUGCAGGAAUGAGGAUUUGAAUGAAGCCCUGCCCCAUUACCUGCCUCACGUUCUUCUGCAUCACUGACAGCUGCCAGUCGGCUGAAAAACUGUCCCUCUUCUGCCUGUUCCAUAUUUUGUACUUACUAAGCUUAUUCUGGCAUUGGUUCCUAAACAAGAUUGCCACAUCUGUGUUUUCUGCUUCCCACCUUUUUGUAGGACUUUUAGUUCAUGUUUCUUAAAGCAUCGUUCAACAAAGCAAAUAAAGCAUCCAUUUUAAACUGCA